GCAUCACCUCCGUGCACCGGAUUGCAGCUUGCUUUUAGGCUUGCUGGCCCGCGGGGCUGUCCAGGCACGCGGGGCUCCUCAGGUACGCCCUUUCUUCCCUGCAGGAUCCGGCCCUCAAAGACGAGGGUCACGCACGCGUUACAACCCCGAAACAGUAGAACAAGAUUUAAUUUUUAGAAGAACGUGUUUCCUCAGGGCUUGCCGUUCGUUCGUUUCCAGUCUUAGGAAUUUAUGGUCGCCUUUUUGAAUGAGCAACAAAAUGGUUCAACAAGUUCCAGAAAACAUAAAUUUUCCUGCUGAAGAAGAGAAAAUCUUGGAGUUUUGGACUGAAUUUAAUUGUUUUCAGGAAUGCUUAAAGCAAUCAAAACAUAAACCAAAAUUUACCUUCUAUGAUGGUCCUCCUUUUGCAACUGGACUGCCUCACUAUGGACAUAUACUUGCGGGUACAAUUAAAGAUAUAGUUACAAGAUAUGCUCACCAGAGUGGGUUUCAUGUUGACAGAAGAUUUGGAUGGGAUUGCCAUGGCUUACCUGUGAGUUGCACAGUUGCAGUUGUUUUCAUAGGGCAGCGUGGUAACAAUCUUAUCACAAAUUUUCAGGAAUAUGAAAUUGAUAAGACACUGGGAAUCAGAGGACCAGAGGAUGUGGCCAGAAUGGGGAUUACAGAGUAUAACAAUCAGUGCCGAGCAAUUGUGAUGAGAUAUUCUGCUGAGUGGAAGUCUACUGUUAGCAGACUUGGCCGGUGGAUUGACUUUGACAAUGACUAUAAAACUCUGUAUCCACAAUUCAUGGAAUCUGUCUGGUGGGUCUUCAAACAGCUCUAUGAUAAAGGCCUUGUUUAUAGAGGUGUGAAAGUCAUGCCCUUCUCUACCGCAUGUAACACUCCACUUUCCAACUUCGAGUCACACCAGAAUUAUAAGGAUGUUCAAGAUCCUUCAGUAUUUGUAACUUUCCCUUUGGAAGAAGAUGAAACUAUAUCUUUAGUUGCUUGGACAACCACUCCCUGGACUCUACCUAGUAACCUUGCUGUCUGUGUUAAUCCAGAAAUGCAAUAUGUGAAAAUUAAAGAUGUUGCCAGAGGAAGAUUACUCAUUUUAAUGGAAGCCAGAUUGUCAGCCCUCUAUAAAUUGGAGAGUGACUAUGAGAUCCUUGAAAGAUUUCCUGGUGCCUGUCUCAAAGGCAAGAAGUACAGGCCCCUGUUUGACUAUUUCGUGAAGUGUAAAGAGAAUGGCGCUUUCACUGUGCUUGUUGACGACUAUGUGAAGGAAGAAGAAGGCACAGGGGUUGUCCACCAAGCUCCUUACUUCGGUGCUGAUGACUAUCGGGUCUGUAUGGACUUUAACAUUAUUCGGAAAGACUCACUCCCCGUUUGCCCUGUGGAUGCUUCAGGCUGCUUCACAGCAGAGGUGACAGAUUUCGCAGGACAGUAUGUAAAGGAUGCUGACAAAAGUAUCAUCAGGACUUUGAAGGAACAAGGCCGACUUCUGGUUGCCACCACCUUCACUCACAGCUACCCUUUUUGCUGGAGAUCAGACACUCCUCUAAUUUACAAAGCAGUGCCCAGCUGGUUUGUGCGAGUGGAGAACAUGGUGGACCAGCUCCUAAGGAACAAUGACCUGUGCUACUGGGUCCCAGAGUUGGUACGAGAAAAACGAUUUGGAAAUUGGCUGAAAGAUGCACGUGACUGGACAAUUUCCAGAAACAGAUACUGGGGCACCCCCAUCCCACUGUGGGUCAGCGAUGACUUUGAGGAGGUGGUAUGCGUUGGGUCAGUGGCAGAACUUGAAGAACUGUCAGGAGCAAAGAUCUCAGAUCUCCACAGAGAGAGUGUUGACCACCUGACCAUUCCUUCACGCUGUGGGAAGGGAUCCUUGCGCCGCAUCUCUGAAGUGUUUGACUGUUGGUUUGAGAGUGGCAGCAUGCCCUAUGCCCAGGUUCAUUACCCGUUUGAAAACAAGAGGGAGUUUGAGGAUGCUUUUCCUGCAGACUUCAUUGCCGAGGGCAUCGACCAAACCAGAGGAUGGUUUUAUACCCUGCUGGUGCUGGCCACGGCCCUCUUUGGACAACCGCCUUUCAAGAACGUAAUUGUGAAUGGGCUCGUCCUGGCAAGUGAUGGCCAAAAAAUGAGCAAACGGAAAAAGAAUUAUCCAGAUCCAGUUUCUGUCAUCCAGAAGUAUGGUGCUGAUGCCCUCAGAUUAUAUCUGAUUAACUCCCCUGCGGUGAGAGCAGAAAACCUCCGCUUUAAAGAGGAGGGGGUGCGGGACGUCCUUAAGGAUGUACUGCUCCCAUGGUACAAUGCCUAUCGCUUCUUAAUCCAGAACGUUCUGAGGCUCCAGAAGGAGGAAGAAAUAGAAUUUCUCUACAAUGAGAACACAGUUAGAGAAAGCCCCAACAUUACAGACCGGUGGAUCCUGUCCUUCAUGCAGUCUCUCAUUGGCUUCUUUGAGACUGAAAUGGCAGCUUAUAGGCUUUAUACUGUGGUGCCUCGCCUGGUCAAGUUUGUAGAUAUUCUGACCAAUUGGUAUGUUAGAAUGAACCGCAGAAGAUUAAAGGGUGAAAAUGGGAUGGAGGAUUGUGUCAUGGCCCUGGAAACCUUGUUUAGUGUUCUGCUUUCUCUUUGCAGACUUAUGGCUCCCUACACACCUUUUCUCACUGAAUUGAUGUACCAGAAUCUAAAGGUGCUGAUUGACCCUGUUUCUGUUCAGGACAAGGACACACUCAGCAUCCACUACCUCAUGCUGCCCCGUGUUCGAGAAGAAUUGAUUGACAAGAAAACAGAGAGUGCAGUCUCUCAGAUGCAGUCUGUGAUUGAACUUGGAAGAGUGAUCAGAGACCGAAAAACUAUUCCCAUAAAGUAUCCUUUGAAAGAAAUUGUGGUUAUCCAUCAAGAUCCAGAAGCUCUUAAAGAUAUCAAGUCUUUGGAGAAGUAUAUCAUUGAGGAACUGAAUGUUCGAAAAGUUACACUGUCUACAGAUAAAAACAAGUAUGGCAUUCGGCUAAGGGCAGAACCAGAUCACAUGGUCCUGGGGAAGCGUCUGAAGGGAGCCUUUAAGGCAGUGAUGACGUCCAUCAAGCAGUUGAGCAGUGAGGAGCUGGAGCAGUUCCAGAAGACUGGGACCAUUGUUGUGGAAGGCCAUGAAUUGCACGAUGAAGACAUCCGCCUCAUGUACACCUUUGAUCAGGCCACAGGUGGGACUGCUCAAUUUGAAGCACACUCAGACGCUCAGGCUUUGGUCCUCUUAGAUGUCACUCCUGACCAGUCAAUGGUAGAUGAAGGAAUGGCUCGGGAAGUCAUCAAUCGCAUACAGAAACUUCGCAAAAAGUGCAGUCUGGUUCCAACUGAUGAAAUCACAGUGUACUAUAAAGCAAAGUCUGAAGGAACAUAUCUGAAUAAUGUUAUUGAAAGCCACACAGAGUUCAUAUUUGCCACCAUAAAGGCUCCCUUGAAACCAUAUCCAGUUUCUCCAUCAGAUAAAAUCCUUAUUCAAGAAAAAACACAGUUGAAGGGAUCUGAACUGGAAAUUACACUGACAAGAGGAUCUUCCCUUCCUGGUCCUGCUUGUGCAUAUGUCAAUCUUAACAUUUGUGCAAAUGGCAGUGAACAAGGUGGAGUAUUGCUCCUGGAAAAUCCAAAAGGUGACAAUAGGUUGGACCUUUUAAAGCUGAAGAGUGUUGUCACUAGCAUUUUUGGUGUGAAAAAUACAGAGCUGGCUGUCUUCCAUGAUGAAACAGAAAUACAAAACCAGUCUGACUUACUGAGUCUUAGUGGAAAAACACUUUGUGUGACUGCGGGAUCGGCUCCCCCUCUGAUCAACAGUUCUAGUACUCUUCUUUGUCAGUAUAUCAAUCUACAGCUCCUGAAUGCAGAGCCACAAGAGUGUUUAAUGGGGACAGUGGGCACUCUCCUGCUUGAAAACCCACUUGGGCAGAAUGGACUCACCCACCAAGGUCUUCUGUAUGAAGCAGCCAAGGUGUUUGGCCUUCGGAGCAGGAAGCUAAAGCUGUUUCUGAAUGAGACCCAAACACAAGAAAUUACAGAAGACAUCCCCGUGAAGACUUUGAAUAUGAAGACUGUGUAUGUUUCUGUAUUACCAACAACAGCAGACUCCUAGCAUGCACUUAUCAAUGUUGUUCAGUCAGCCUUUCCCUGAUUACACCCAUCCCCUACACAUACGUGCACAUACACACACACAUGAACACAAGAUAUUUCCUUCAGGUGGGUGUAAAAUAUGCUGCUUGGAUUGAAAUUCAAAUGGGAUUGAUUAGGCAAGUAACUUGAGACCUCACAGUAAUCUUCACACUUAACCUUAGACACCUAUGCGGUCAUGUUGGGAGCAGGUUACAAUGUUAUCUCAGCCCACAGUUUACUUCUAUACUUGAGUUCUUAAGUACAGAAGGUAGAAGUGAUUUAAAUGGCAUAGUAUAUAUAUCAUUUUCUGGCCUUUUAAAAUUUAUUUGAGACCUCUUGAUUCCUAAAUGGAUGUAUUAUAUAUUUCUGCCACCUGGAUUUUCCUGGAUAAUUUGAUGGAAUAUUUUAAGUUUCAGUAAAAUCAGAACAAUAAAGAAACUCAGAUAUAAAUGUGUUGAGGCCGGGCGCGGUGGCUCACGCUUGUAAUCCCAGCACUUUGGGAGGCCGAGGCGGGCGGAUCACGAGGUCAGGAGAUCAAGACCACGGUGAAACCCCGUCUCUACUAAAAAAUACAAAAAAUUAGCCGGGCGCGGUGGCGGGCGCCUGUAGUCCCAGCUACUCGGAGGCUGAGGCAGGAGAAUGGCGUGAACCCGGGAGGCGGAGCUUGCAGUGAGCCGAGAUUGCGCCACUGCACUCCAGCCCGGGCGACAGAGCGAGACUCUGUCUCAAAAAAAAAAAAAUAAAAUAAAAAUAAAUGUGUUGAAAGUAACUCAUUCUCCCAUAGAUAAAUGAAACUUGAAAUGUGUAAUCUUUGAAGAACAUAAAAACUUCAUGGUGGUUUCUGUAUUAAGACAGUGGACUAGACAUCUAAUAAAACUUCUUUCCAAAA
Messenger RNA from Symphalangus syndactylus (siamang), 5017 nucleotides. It is a transcript of the gene IARS1, whose product is annotated as isoleucyl-tRNA synthetase 1. Gene Ontology annotation, biological process: isoleucyl-tRNA aminoacylation. The record is from RefSeq and is a predicted model, not a curated record. Gene Ontology annotation, molecular function: isoleucine-tRNA ligase activity; tRNA binding; aminoacyl-tRNA deacylase activity. NCBI's taxonomy places the organism in Eukaryota, Metazoa, Chordata, Mammalia, Primates, Hylobatidae.